Spirodela intermedia is the source of this 1363-nucleotide messenger RNA. The record is from the annotation of a GenBank genome assembly. Lineage: Eukaryota; Viridiplantae; Streptophyta; Magnoliopsida; Alismatales; Araceae.
AUGAGGUCACCUGGCACCAACUUAUCUCAGCGCAGAGGGGAAUCCGCGGAGAGAACUGCUCUCCGCCGCCCGGCCGAGCCGGGGACAGAGCCAUGGCUUGACGAGAAGCGUCUCCUCGACAUGGACAACUUCGUGAAGACGCUCGCGGAGGCCAAGUCCAAGGGCAUCCACCCCGAGCUCGCCGGCUCCGUCAUCCCCCAGUUUGCCGCCAAUUGGCUCUCCGAACUUUCCGGUGGUGGCGGUGGCGGUGGUCGCCGUUCUGAUGAAACCCCGUCGGAGGGCUCGAUAGCCGCCUGGAUGAAGAAGAGGUUCCUGGUAGAGACGCUGGUGGGCCUGCUCCCUCCGGAGAAGGACUCCCUUCCCUGCAGCUUCCUCCUGCGGCUCCUCAGGACGGCCAACAUGGUCGGUGCCGAGCCCACCUGCCUGGCGGAUCUGGAGGCCCGUGUGGCGAGGCAGCUGGACCAGGCAACCCUCAGGGAACUGAUGAUACCCGCCUUUAGCCACACUUGCGGGACCCUCCUCGACGUGCAGCUGGUGCUCCGCCUGGUCAGGGGCUUCGUCUCCUUGGACGAGGCCGUUAAGAGCGGGGCCGCCAUCGCCAAGGUCUCCAAGCUCCUAGACGCUUACCUCGCCGAAGCCGCCAUCGACACUAACCUAUCCCUUCCGGACUUCCAGUCCCUUGCCGCCUCUCUCCCCGCCCACUCCCGCGCCUCCGACGACGGUCUCUACCGCGCCAUUGACACCUAUCUCAAAGUAUCCCACCCCGCUUCUCCCUCUAUCUUUCUUUCUACCUAUCUUUCUUUGUUUGUUCAUUCUCUGAGGCGUUCGUAUGAUACAGGCGCAUGCGGGGACGGGGAAGGAGGAGAGGAGGGAGCUGUGGAAGCUGAUAGACACGCGGAAGCUCUCUUCAGAGGCUGCCCUCCACGCGACCCAGAACCAGAGGCUCCCUGUGCGGGCGGUCAUGGAAGUGCUCUUCUCCGAGUACGGGAAGCUGAGCCGACCCGCGGACUGGAGCGGGUCCCUCAGCGGUCCCCGCAGCCCCAGCGGCGCCACCGUCGAGCUCCCGGCGCGGUGCCCCUCCAAGCGAGAGGUCAUCGCCCAGCAGCAGGAGAUUCGCCGUCUGCGGGACGACGUGGGGAGGCUCCAGCUGCAAUGCCACGCCCUGCAGGUGCAGAUGGACAGGCUGGUCGAUAGGAAGAAGAGAGGGGGGGGAAUCUUCAAGUGGCGGUCGCUGCUGUUCAAGCAGAUCGACAUGACGGAGGAGCAGGACGUGGUGAGUAGCCAUACGCCGUUGGUCUGGAGGAAGGGGAGGCCGUUGCCGGCGAGGACUCCCACCCCGAGGUGGAGGAACUCUCUGUCUUGA